Molecule: messenger RNA, 663 nt
Organism: Penicillium digitatum Pd1
Lineage: Eukaryota; Fungi; Ascomycota; Eurotiomycetes; Eurotiales; Aspergillaceae
Product: DSBA oxidoreductase
Biological process (GO): glutathione metabolic process
Cellular component (GO): mitochondrion; peroxisome
Molecular function (GO): glutathione peroxidase activity; glutathione transferase activity
Source: RefSeq, a predicted model, not a curated record
AUGGCUACUCCUAAAAUCACCCUUUAUUUCGACCUUGGCAGUCCCUUCGCCUGCAUUGCGUUCCAUGCUUUGAGAAUAUCCCCUGUCUUUGCGACAUGUGACAUUCACUAUGUCCCCGUCUCCCUGCGAGAACUGUUUCAGUUCUGUCAAAACACGCCUCCUCUUGCAGUCAAGAACAAGUUCCAAUGGAUUAACCGAGAGCGUAUUUACUGGGCUCGUCGCUUCCAGGUUCCCAUGUCCGAAGCCAUCCCAGAAGGCUUUCCCGCAUCCACCUCGGAUGUUCAGCUCGCUCUUUGCCUUCUGGCUACACAACAUCCUGAGAAGCUAGUUUCCAUCGUGGAUAAGCUCUAUCGUGGGUUCUGGGUAGAGGGAAACUCGAACGUUCUCACUCAAUCCGGUUUCGCUGCUGUCUUUGAGAGCGAGCUUGGCGCCGAGAACACUAAGCAAAUUUUGGAUCAGAUCAAAAGUACAGAGGCAAACGCCAUCUUAGAUGAGAACACACAACAGGUCUUCACCUCCGGCGCCUUCGGUUUGCCUUGGUUCGAUUGCAUAAACGCCGAUGGGGCAAAGGAAAGCUUCUGGGGAAUUGAUCAUUUGGGGCGUCUUGUGGACUUUCUGCAACUAGAUGCCAGCCUAGACGAGGCUUUCCGUGUCUUACUCUAA